CGGCUUUCUCCACAGGUGCUGUUCCGGGCGGUCACCUUCGCGCUGAACGCGUUCACUCUGCGCUACCUCUCCAGGGAGCUGAUCGGCGUGGUCAAUGUGAGGCUCACUCUGCUGUAUUCAACGGUUGUCUUCUUGGCCAGGGAGGCAUUUCGCAGAGCUUGUCUGAGUGGAAGCACCAAGAGAAACUGGACCAAAACGAUUAAUCUGUUGUGGCUGACAGUCCCUCUUGGUGUUUUUUGGUCUGUUUGCUUGGGCUUAGUCUGGCUACACUUGCUCGAAGUACCUGAUCCUUCUGUGGUUCCUCAUUAUCAGGCUGGUGUAGUAGCAUUUGGUCUUUCUGCAAUUAUUGAACUUCUGGGAGAACCAUUCUGGGUUUUAGCACAAGCUCAUUUGUUUGUGAGACUUAAGGUGAUUGCUGAAAGCCUUUCAGUAGUGUCAAAAUGCAUUUUGACAGUUAUUUUAGUAGUCCUUUAUCCUCAGUGGGGCCUCUACAUUUUUUCCUUGGCUCAGCUUUUAUAUACCAGUGUGCUGGUACUGUGCUAUGUUAUUUAUUUUGUGAUGUUUUUGGGAUCUCCUGAAGCAACAAAGAAGUCAUUUCCAGUUGCUAGAAUGAAAGCUCUGUUGCCUAACUUGGUGGAAGAUGAGAGUUUUGUUAACUGGAAGGAAGCACGGCUGACAUGGAGUUUCUUCAAACAGUCCUUCUUGAAACAGAUUUUGACAGAGGGUGAACGCUAUGUGAUGACAUUUUUGAAUGUGUUAAAUUUUGGAGAUCAGGGUGUGUAUGAUAUCGUGAAUAACCUCGGUUCACUGGUGGCCAGGUUUAUCUUUUUGCCUAUUGAGGAGAGUUUUUAUGUCUUUUUUGCCAAAGUGUUAGAAAGAGGGAAGAAUGUAAAGGAUCAGAAGCAGGAUGAUGUUGCUAUGGCUGCAAAUGUAUUAGAAUCGCUGUUGAAACUUGUGCUUCUGACUGGCCUUACCAUCACGGUUUUUGGCUAUGCCUAUUCUCAGCUGGCUCUUGAUAUUUAUGGAGGCUCAAUGCUCAGUUCUGGAACAGGUCCAGACCUCCUCCGAUGUUACUCGUUAUAUGUCCUAUUUCUUGCUGUCAAUGGAGUAACGGAAUGUUUUACGUUUGCUUUGAUGUGUAAAGAAGAGGUGGACAGGUACAAUUUUGUUAUGCUGGCCUUGUCUUUCACAUUUCUGUGCAUCUCUUAUUUCUUGACUCACUGGCAUGGCAGUGUGGGUUUUAUUCUUGCCAACUGCUUUAACAUGGGUAUUCGAAUAGCUCACAGCAUCCACUAUAUCUAUGAUUACUUCAAAGAAAGCACUUACAGACCUCUGAUGGGCUUACUUCCCUCCCCAUUUUUGGUGCUCAUUUAUAUCAUAAGUGGAGUGAUCACUGGUUUCUCAGAGGUGUUCUUCUGCUGCGAUAAGGGUUGGAUGGCAAGGCUGGUGCACAUCAGCAUGGGUGCUCUGUGCUUUGCCACAACCAUCGUUACUAUGUUCUGCACAGAGACCAAGCUGAUCCACUUUGUCAGAAGCCAGUUCCUCUCCCGGUAUAUGAAGAAAGGAACAUGA
Messenger RNA from Nestor notabilis (Kea), 1572 nucleotides. RefSeq names its product RFT1 homolog (S. cerevisiae) (gene RFT1). The annotation marks the transcript as partial. The transcript is spliced from 12 exons. Gene Ontology annotation, cellular component: endoplasmic reticulum membrane. NCBI's taxonomy places the organism in Eukaryota, Metazoa, Chordata, Aves, Psittaciformes, Psittacidae. Gene Ontology annotation, biological process: dolichol-linked oligosaccharide biosynthetic process; glycolipid translocation. The record is from RefSeq and is a predicted model, not a curated record.